Messenger RNA from Hymenoscyphus albidus, 1377 nucleotides. The record is from the annotation of a GenBank genome assembly. Lineage: Eukaryota; Fungi; Ascomycota; Leotiomycetes; Helotiales; Helotiaceae.
AUGCAGUUCUUCUCUACUCUCGCUCUAGCCCUGUUCGCGGGCUCUGCUAUGGCUGCUUGCAAACCCGAGGGAGUUUGUAAAGUACGUACCGCAACAUUAUUACAAAGCCCAACCAUCCAUCCAUCCAUCUAUCCAAAAAAUGAAGUAAAAAAAACUAUCACCACCCAGGACCUGAUCACCGAACAACCACACCGAUAUUCAAUAAGUCGUUCCCAUCCCCAUCCCCAGACCCGAACCCCUUCAUCUUUUCCCCUCCUACAGCUCUUCCGGAGUACAAUAUCAAAUAAAAGAGAAUGACUAACGAGAUACCUCUACCGUAGUGCUCCAGCGGAAGCCAUACGCCAGGAAAUGAUAAGACGGGGAGGUGCACGCAGAUUGAGAUUACGAAUGGGCAGUACAAGUGGUGUGUAAGUAUUUUUCUGCGAUUCUUGUGGUGGGUGUUUGGUGUUGAUGGCUUUGUAGUGCAGCUUUUAGGUGGAAAGGGAGUGGGGGGGGAGAAGAAUUGGAUGGGGAAUGUGGUGAUGGAAAAAAUAGACUUGAGUAAUACGAGUUGGUAUGCAAAUUUCGGUUGUUUGUGUGGUGUGAGGAUGAGAUGUGAAUUCUGUUCGAUGUUGUCCUACUUUUUACUUGACCUUGGUCCUUGAGAUUUUAGGGUGUUUGCUGAUUGCAGUUUGGAAUGUGGAGUUGGGGUUUACUGGGAGGAGAGGAUUUGAAUGAUCCUGGGGUUUGGUGUAAGUUGGAAUAGGCGGCUUAAGAAGUGAUAUAUGAAACCUUGGAGGAUUUAAAGUAUGCUCUUUCGUCGUAAUAUUCUUUGCUUUUCUUGGACCCUAUGAAAACGUCUUGUGGGUUUUCACUUGCUCCUCCUCAGCUGCUGUGGAUGUACUGUAGGUUACCAGCAAAGUGGUGAACUGGAUGGCUAGCGAGGCAAGUUGUUUUAGUGGCCGCAUCAUUUUAUUCAAAAAGCGCGAAAUGUGUUGACACGGACUGAUUACCAUUAAAAGCAGCCUAAGACUUUCUCUCCAACUCUCGAAUAGGUCAAAAUCCAGGUCACUUGGUAAGAUGGCUUCUGCGCCUAGUCCAAGUGACAGCUUGGACUGCAGUAGAAAAGUUCAGGAUUCACUCAGACUCACGUCAGAAAUUCUUCCUCCAUACAAAAGUCAAUCCAGCUAAAUGUUUCAGUUCAUGGAGCGACCCCGCGAUGGGAAUGCCAUUCUGGAACAUAAAUCUGUGGUAAUUCGUCUUCGAGAAGCAUCACGAGCGUCCACCUACGCGGUUCUCCACAUGACUAGCAGUCCACCCGCCACCACCGUCAAACUUAGCAACUGGUUCGCAAAUGUCAACAUCAACACCGCCUUACUGAAAUACAACGUGUUUUGA